Messenger RNA from Effrenium voratum, 1809 nucleotides. The record is from the annotation of a GenBank genome assembly. NCBI's taxonomy places the organism in Eukaryota, Dinophyceae, Suessiales, Symbiodiniaceae.
AUGGCAGCAGAAGCGCCGCUCAUCAGCGCGGAGCGCGAGAUGCUGGAGGCCGUGGCGAGCGAUGACGCAGAGAGAGCGGCAGGUCUCAUGCGGAGUGACGCGAUGACGGCGCAGCUGCUGAAACUGAGGGUUCGGCCCACCUACCACGACGCCACGGCCACGGAGGCCUUCUUCCACUCAGUUGCCUCUUAUGGCCUAAGCUUUGGCCUGGGCGAGAACAUCACGCAGCUGGCAAAGAGGAACGGCGCGACGGAUGUGCUCGCAAUCCUUCAGAAUGUCGAGGUGCGCCUGGGGUUGGACGCCGCGCGCCGCAUCGAGGCCGAGGCCGAGCUUCUGAGCAUCAUCCGGUCCAAGAACCGCAGGAAGCUCCUACAAUUUUUGAGGACCUGUCCUAUCAUAGAUGAGCUGCUGAAGGCGCAGGUCAAGGCCAGCUACCAUGACGCCAAAGACAAGGAGGCCGUUUAUCACUCGCUGGCCUCCUACGAACUGAACUUUGCGAUCGGCGAGUCGCUGCGGGAGGUGGCCCUCCGCAACGGCUGCUGUAUGGCCGACGACUUCCUUCCGCCGGAAGUUCAGGAUGAGGCGCCCGCGGCACCAGCGCCGCCGAUGGCGACGGGGGAUCUGCGCGUCGUGCUCACCAGUGCGAUGACAGGGGAGGCCAUCUGCAGCCUGGACGCCGGGCGCCAGUGGACCCUGGCCAUGCUCGCAAGGGCGGCGAACAGCUCGGCGCCGGCCAAGGGCUGCCGAGUGUUCUUGCGGGGCUCAGCAGCGCUCACCGCGGGCACCGUGCUGGCAGACCUGGCGGAGGAGGAAGCCUCGCUCGAGCUUGCAACUUUGGUGGUGGCCAAUGUGGAGGGCAAGUACACUGCCGGAGUGCCCGGUAGAGAGGAUCACUUGGAUUUGGGCCCUGGGCGACUCGCUGGUCUCGGUGGUCUCGGUGGUCUCGGUCGCGGGCGCCGAGCGCGAGAUGGACGACUGGAGCUCGACCUCAAGGCGGAUGGAAGUGCCCACAUGGAGUACCAGGUCUUUCCAGUGGACCGGGGGCAUUGCGCGGGCUCCAGUGGGGGGUGCUGGGUGAGCGCCAAUGGCCGCUGGGAGUUCGACGCAGGUGUGGCGAUACGGUUCAGCAGUGGCCGCAAAGGCCGCUUCGAUCGCGGACGCGCCAGCGACGACGGUGGGACAUGGCAGGAGCACCAGAUGCAGCUCUCCAUGCCGCAGGAGGGCCAGCUCCAGGCUGCGUGGGAGCGGCUCUAUGCCUCCCCUAGGCGGGAUCACUUUGGUGAGGGUGUGAGGAGGCGCGCUCAUCAGGAGUGGUUUCUCAGCCUCGCGGGGCGAGAGGCACAGGUGCCCCUGAACCGACGGCAGCUGGAGAACGCCUUCAAGCUCUACGACUUCGAUGGCACCGGCAGCAUCUCCAAGCCGAACCUUCGGAAGGUCCUGGCGUCUCUCUUCGGCAUUCUGCCAGAUGCGGGUGAGCGCGUGCUGCAGCAAAGCUUCGGCACGAAGGUGGAGAUCACGCUGAGGGACUUCAUCUCGCUCUACUUGGACUCGGUGAAGGUCGCUGGGCUGCCCGGACUGGAGGACCUCAGGGAGGCGUUCGACCUCUUCGACCAGGACAAGAAUGGCACGCUCGACCUCAAAGAGCUUCUGCACGCUUUCGAGCAGUGCGCGCCAACGACGGUUCCCAGUGCGGACAUCACCGAGCUUUUCAAUGCCAUUGACGUGAACAAGGAUGGCACCAUCGACUUGGCGGAAAUGAUCCAUUUCCUGGCAAAGACUUGGACAGAUGGUUUUCAUUUAGCUCGCUAG